Messenger RNA from Magallana angulata, 1953 nucleotides. RefSeq names its product mortality factor 4-like protein 1. The record is from RefSeq and is a predicted model, not a curated record. Bases 67 to 1413 code for a protein of 448 amino acids. Gene Ontology annotation, cellular component: nucleus; NuA4 histone acetyltransferase complex. The transcript is spliced from 15 exons. Gene Ontology annotation, biological process: chromatin organization; regulation of DNA-templated transcription. Lineage: Eukaryota; Metazoa; Mollusca; Bivalvia; Ostreida; Ostreidae.
GAAGUACAGUUUUUCACGCCAAACUUGAAACUAAAAUUAUCUCGAUGUUAUACGUAUUGUCUUAAAAUGCCACCAAAAAUGAAAUUUCAAGAAGGGGAGAAAGUUCUCUGCUUUCAUGGACCUCUACUAUAUGAAGCAAAGUGUGUCAAAUUUGAAGUCAAAGACAAAGUGAAUCAAUACUUUAUACACUACAAUGGAUGGAACAAAAAUUGGGAUGAAUGGGUUCCAGAGAGUCGAGUUUUAAAGUACAAUGAUACAAGCAUGCAGAAACAGAAAGAAUUGCUGAAAGCUCAUGUGGGCAAAGGAAGAAGCAAAACCAGGGUAAAGGAAAAAGAGAAAGAAAGGGCAUCCACUCCAACGGAGAGAGGAUCCAAACAGAAAGGAACAGCCUCCAGUGCCUCGGGGUCAGCGGCUAGUUCACAAGAGUCCUCCACAGCUAGUAUCCCCAACCCCUCUGGCCCCUCUGACUCCAAACGCAAGAGAACACGCAACGACACUGAGUCAGCUCCAAGUACCCCCUCACAAGAGACGAAGGACUCCACACCCUCUGGUACACCGGCCACCAGCACCCCCACCCAGGGCGAGACACAGAAGAAACGAGGUCGGCCGGGGAACAGUACACCUGCUGCAGCAGCUUCAACUCCAACCACAGAGACUGGGCCAGCCACCCCUGCACCUGGUCCCGAAUCUACCCCAAGCACGCCUUCAACACCAGUGACCAGUGAACCAGCAAAGAAACGGGGACGACCACCAGCUACAGCUGUCACAGACACAUCAUCUCAAGGAUCUCAUGAAUCAACAACCUCAACAGGGACAGGGACCCCUUCCACAGAACAGAAGAGGAAACGGCCCAGACCAGAUCCUACGGUAGAAUCGGAGGAGUCAUUCCUAGCCAAGAUAGAGGUAAAAAUCAAGAUUCCAGAGGAACUCAAGCCUUGGUUGGUGGAUGACUGGGACCUCGUCACACGGCAGAAACAGGUAGUUUCUCUGCCAUGUAAGAUGUCGGUGGAUAACAUAUUGGAUGAUUAUGUGCGCACAAAAUCUGCAAAAGCCAGCAAUGUAAAUAAAGAUGCAAUUGUAGAGGUCACACAAGGUAUUAGAGAAUACUUCAACGUCAUGUUAGGUACUCAGCUGUUGUACAAGUUUGAGAGACCACAGUAUGGAGAGAUUAUGAAGGAAAAUCAAGAUACUAGUAAACCAAUGAGUGAGAUCUAUGGGGCCGUCCAUUUGCUAAGACUUUUUGUUAAACUUGGAGGAAUGUUGGCUUAUACAUCUUUGGAUGAGAAAAGCAUACAACUUUUACAGAAUCAUCUGCAUGACUUUUUAAAGUAUAUGCAGAAAAAUAUGUCCACUUUAUUUUCCCUUAAUGACUACAUUGUGGCACCCCCAGAGUACCACCGUAAAGCAAUAUAACCCAUUAUUCACCUAGCCUGGAAGUGAUAUCAUGAUGGAAUAGUGGGACAAUUGUUGAUUACAGUUUUACCAUUUACAUGUAUUUUGUGAGAUUUUUAAAACAUAAACAAUUUAGAUAUGUUUACAACAUACAUGUUUGUUGUACAUGUACGUUUAAAAAAAAAAACAUGGCAUUAUUUGAGUAUGCUUUGAUUUUGAUGAACAUGUACUUGUAUUAUUACCAGAGAACUAAUGUAAGAGAAAUUUUACAUCUCGUUGCUUGAUUUUUAUGGUCACAUGUGUGAAUGAUGCACCAUUGUUGAUGAAAGAAGGAUAUUAAUUUUUUUGUACAGACACCACAUUUGAAUCGGGGCAAAAAGUGGUCCUGGAUCCAAUAUGGUUUUGGAUUUUAGAGGUACACUGUCACUUGUUUACAUAUAUUAAUAGUUCACAAUCAUACAGUAGCUAUUGGUUGGGCAAAACCAGCAUAGUUCAUAAUUCGAUAUAUGUUACUGGUUGCAUUCAGUAAAGAUACAUGCAAAUAAAAGUGAAAAUCCAAAA